This is a messenger RNA of Colletotrichum chrysophilum, 651 nucleotides long. RefSeq lists its product as uncharacterized. The transcript is spliced from 2 exons. The coding region runs from base 1 to 651 and encodes 216 amino acids. NCBI's taxonomy places the organism in Eukaryota, Fungi, Ascomycota, Sordariomycetes, Glomerellales, Glomerellaceae. The record is from RefSeq and is a predicted model, not a curated record.
AUGAAGUGGGAUACCCCCUCAAAGGUCCGUGGCAACGGCGAUUUGGCGCUUCCCACACCAGAGUCUUUGUCGACGCCCAAAUCCCAGCUGAGAGAGCCUUCCAAUGAUGACACCAAUGGUUCUCAAGCAGACGAUUUAACCUACUACGCCUUCCAAAGCAUCCGCAGCCACCGAAAAGUCGACACUCUCGAUGGCACCGACGCCUUUGAGAUGCUCGUUCAAUGGGAAGAUAACUCGACAACAUGGGAGUCUGAGGAGUGCCUCCAUCAAGACGCCAAGUCUGCUGUCUUUGAGUACUGGGCUUCCCAAGGCGGUAGGCACCUCUUCAUGAAUAACGAUGGGAUAUGGUUGGUGCACGAGAUCAUGGACUUCAGGGCUUCGCGAGCUGGUGAUGAUCGAUAUUUGGUCGAGUGGGUGGGACAUCCGAAGCACACAUGGGAGCCAGCGAGCCUACUUCCGGCCCAUCUAAUUCACGAAUAUUGGGCUCGGCGGGAGGAACAGUCCGGAAAGCGACCUACAAGAGUGAGGCGUGACGCAAGGCUGUCGCUCCUGCGAGGCAAGUUGAACAGCGAGACUUCCCGAAUCGAAAAGCAACAGGCAGACGAGGACAACGACUGGAUGCCAAAAAUUCCCAACUAUGUUCAGGAUUAA